CUUGCAUAAAGUGGGAUGCCGUUUUCUGAAUUGUGUACUAGUACUCCCUUUGUGUUUUUUACCACUCCAAAGUUUUUGAUAUCACCACAUCUGCAAGUCACCGUCUGCUUUGUUAGGGUCACGUGAUCAAUGACGGCUUUGGUCAGCCAUGGCUGUCGUGUCAUGGAAGGAGAUUUUACUUUUGACUGGACUGGUGGUGGGAUGUUACUGGAACAGUCUUUCGUGUGGCUUUGUGUUUGAUGAUGUCUCAGCAAUCCUUGACAAUAAGGACUUACGGCCCUCGACUCCUCUCCGCAACCUAUUCCUCAAUGACUUCUGGGGGACACCCAUGGCUGAGGAGCGCAGCCAUAAAUCUUACCGACCCUUGACCGUACUCACCUUCCGUCUGAACUACCUCUUCAGUGAGCUGAGCGCCGCCUCCUACCAUCUUCUCAAUGUGGUCUUACACGCCGUAGUGUGUGUGCUUUUCCUGCGAGUGUGCCGUUUGUUCCUGGACAAAAAUUCCAGCUUGGUGGCAGCAUUGUUGUUUGCUGUGCACCCCAUCCACACUGAAGCUGUCACAGGUGUGGUCGGUAGAGCUGAACUUCUUUCUUCAAUCUUCCUCCUGGCUGCUUUCCUGGCUUACACGAAAUCAACAGGGUCAGAUCACUCCAUCGUUUGGGCUCCCAUCGCUCUGACAGUCGUUCUAGUUGCCGCAGCAACACUGUGUAAGGAGCAGGGAAUCACCGUCGUAGGCAUCUGCUGCAUCCAUGAGGUUUUUGUUGCACAAGGGUUUACCUUGCCCAUGCUGUUGGACACACUGCGGCAGGUCCUGCAGGGUAAAGAUGGUUUCCCCUACGCUGUCCUGCAAACGCUGCUGAAGCUCAUCGUCCUGGUUAUCAGCACCCUGCUGCUCGUCAUCGUCAGGGUCCAAGUCAUUCAGUCCCAGCUUCCUGUCUUCACCAGGUUUGAUAACCCGGCAGCAGUCAGCCCGACUCCCGGUAGACAACUCACCUUCAACUAUCUGCUCCCCGUCAACGCAUGGCUGCUGCUCAAUCCCUCCGAGCUCUGCUGCGACUGGACCAUGGGCACCAUCCCUCUGGUGGAGUCACCUCUCGACCACCGUAACAUAGCAACCGUGGUGUUUUACACUUUCCUGGGCCUGCUGGCUUACCACAGCUUGUGUUACAGGCACAGCUCUGCCAAGACCGUCAUCAUGGCUCUUUCUUUGAUCGUCCUGCCUUUUAUUCCUGCGUCCAACCUCUUCUUCCCCGUGGGUUUCGUCGUGGCGGAGAGGGUGCUUUACGUUCCAAGUAUGGGCUUCUGUGUUCUGGUUGCACAUGGAUUCAAGAUGGUUUCACAGAAAGGACACUUGAAGAAGAUUACCUGGUUGAUGAUCGGAGUGCUGCUAACUACACAUGCAGUGAAAACGUUCAACAGGAAUUGGGACUGGGAAUCAGAGUAUACGCUAUUCACUUCUGCACUGAAGGUUAACAAGAACAACGCCAAGUUGUGGAAUAAUGUUGGCCACGCUCUCGAGAACCAAAACAAUUAUGCGAAGGCCCUGCAGUAUUUCCUCCAGGCUACGCGUGUACAGCCAGAUGACAUCGGGGCUCACAUGAAUGUCGGAAGAACCUACAAGAAUUUGAACAAGUCCAAAGAGGCCGAAGAUGCCUACUUAGUUGCCAAAUCACUCAUGCCACAGAUUAUUCCCGGUAAGAAGUAUGCGACACGCGUGGCCCCCAACCAUCUGAACGUAUACAUAAACCUGGCCAAUCUGAUCCGGGCCAAUGAAUCGAGGCUAGAAGAAGCCGACCAGCUCUACAGACAAGCGAUUAGCAUGAGACCAGACUUCAAACAAGCAUACAUCAGCAGAGGGGAGCUGUUGUUGAAGAUGAACAAGCUCACAGAGGCCCGAGACGCCUACCUCAGAGCUUUGGAGCUUGACCGCACCAACGCUGACCUGUGGUACAACCUGGCUAUUGUUUACAUUGAGAUGAAGGAGCCAUCGGAGGCCCUGAAGAACUUCAACCACGCCCUGGAGCUCAGCCCGCGUCACAAACUGGCCCUUUUCAACUCUGCACUUCUCAUGCAGGAGUCGGGUGAAUCCAAGUUCUGGCCCGAAGCCAACCGUCGUUUCCUGACUUACGUCGAGGAGGAACCCGAAGAUGCCAACGGCUACUUUAACCUGGGCAUGCUGGCCAUGGACGCCAACGAAAACGCUGCAGCUGAGAGGUGGAUGCGUAAGGCUAUCGGUUUGCAGGCCGGCUUCCGCAGCGCCUUGUUUAACCUGGCGUUGCUUUACUCUCAGUCCAAACGGGAGAUCGAUGCGCUCCCGGUGCUGGACGAGCUGCUGCACCAUCACCCAGAGCAUAUCAAGGGCCUGAUCCUAAAGGGUGACAUCCUCAUGAACCACAAGAAAGACACUCGCGGCGCUAAAGUCUGCUUCGAACGCAUCUUACGCAUGGACCCCACCAACGUGCAAGGCAAGCACAAUUUGUGCGUGGUCUACUUCGAGGAGCGCGACCUGCCGAGGGCCGAGCGCUGCCUCGAGGAGACCUUGGCCCUGGCGCCCAACGAGGAGUACGUGCGCCGCCACUUGAGUAUCGUGCAAAGCAAGAUGGCCGCCAUGAGCGCGGCGGGGCAACCGCUCACUUCAGCAGAGGGAGCCACCGCCUCGUCAGCUAAGAGGGAAAAGCCGAAGAGAGUAAAGGAAGGGGCGGCGGCGGCGGAGGAGGAAGAGGUGGGUGCUGCUGCUGCUGCUGCUGCUGCUGAGGGUGAGGAGGAAGGGAGGGGUGCCGCUGAUGCUGUUGCUGUUGGAAGGGGGGCUGGGGAGGAGAAGAAUGUGCGGAAAUCCUCUGCAGAAAGCCUCGGAGGUUCGGGCGUGGACCAAUCAGAAUCGUUGGACAGUAGCCAGUCUGACAAGCGGACUAAGGGUAAGUCCACUAAAGAGAUUAAAGAUAUAGAGGAAAAAAGAGCAGCUGCCUUGAAGAGACUAGAAGAGAUUGAGCGCAUAUUGAGCGGUGAUUGAAAUUAUUGUAAUUUAUAGCUGGACUACUUUUAUAGAGCUCUCUAAAUGCUACACGACAGGACUGCAACCCCCCUCCCUGCCCCUCUCUCCUUUCUCCCCUCCCUCCCAAAUUAAAACGUUUAUUCUUUAAUCAAUUGCCAUUUGAUUUCCUUUUGAUUUAACAACGUUUGCAGGCCUGCUCUGCUCGGCUCGGUCCUGUUGUUUCAAUUUUAACACUAAUCAUGUAAAGAAGGGAAACGUUGAUCUGCACAUGGAACUCGUAUAAAACAAUAAGCACAAUAAGCCAAUUUGGGGAUAAUCUAUUUAAAAGCUUAUAUGGCAGAUGUAGAUGCCAAUGUGUGUGCUUCAUCUGAAUGUGAUUUCACAUAUCGUAGAUCUGUAGUGGUUAUAAAUAUAUGUUUAGCUUUUUUUUUUGCCAUAAGUAGUUAUUGUUUAUCACUGGAUUUUUCUUCUUUUUUUUUUUU
This is a messenger RNA of Scomber japonicus (chub mackerel), 3474 nucleotides long. It is a transcript of the gene tmtc3, whose product is annotated as transmembrane O-mannosyltransferase targeting cadherins 3. Bases 149 to 3010 code for a protein of 953 amino acids. The record is from RefSeq and is a predicted model, not a curated record. Gene Ontology annotation, cellular component: endoplasmic reticulum. Gene Ontology annotation, molecular function: protein binding; mannosyltransferase activity. The transcript is spliced from 14 exons. Gene Ontology annotation, biological process: protein O-linked glycosylation via mannose. Lineage: Eukaryota; Metazoa; Chordata; Actinopteri; Scombriformes; Scombridae.